AAUUAAAACAGUACAAUAUAUUGAAUAUAUAUAUAUAUAUAUUUUUUUUUUAUUUAAGCAGUAAAGUCUUUAAGUAUUAUAUAGCGUAUAUAUCUUUAAAAGUGAUGGAUCAAGACAUUGCAACACCCAUGUACAAAUUGGAGAGUCUCUCUGAUCAUUUAGCACAGUUAAAGAGAGAACUAAACGCCCAGGAAUCACUAUGUGGUGAUACUGAUCUAAAAUAUACAGAGAACAUUAAUAGUUUACGUGAGCUGAGAAGGCAAUUCAUUUCCCAAAUGUGUUCACUUAUUUUCCUGGCAGAAUUUGUGAAGCAUGAACAGGAUUUAGUACCAGAAGAAGAGUUUACCUCCAAUAUUGACCAACUGGGCGCUUUAUCUAAGCCAGAAAUGAAAUUAUACGCCGCGGUAAAAAUUCGAAAUAAAAAUAUAAUGAGAGCACUGGAUGAGGCUGAAGAAAUUUGCAGCCAGUUCCAGGACUGGCAGGAAUUCCAUUUAGACAUAAUGAGUAGGAAGAAUGAACUGAUAAAAGUGGUGGAUGUAUUGAAGGUUAAAUCGGAUAUUUUUAUGACAGAAAAUAUUAAUGAGGAAAAAGCAAAAGUCAUCCUCCGAGAGCAAGAGAAGAAGAUUAUAAGGUUGGAAGAUGAAAUUGCCAACUGUUUACAUCACGAUGUUAUUUCCCCAUUUGAGAAAAUUACCUAUGAAGAAGUAGAUGCAUUAUUGUCAUUGGGUGAAAUUAGAAAACACAAGGCACAUGUCCAAUCUCACCAAGACAUGGAAAUGUCAGCUGUUAUUAAUUUUGGUCACCUUCAAGUAGUAGACAAUCAAUCAACAUGUAAAAUACUGGAGGUGUUUUAUGAACAUGAUGAUUGUGUACGGUCAAGUGUAAUGGUGCGACUUACAUACAAUAAGCAAAGUGAUAAUCAACCUUCUAAAAUAUCAGUGACAAACUGCCCAGUUGAAGUGAAUGAUAUAUUAGGCUUGGAUAUUCAAUCGUUUUUAUCACAACUUCAGCUUCGUUUGAACCAAAUUGAAUGAAACAUUGUUUUUGUUGUUAAUCUGUUUCUUUUUUUGAUAACCUGCUGUAGUGCUGUAGUAUAUCUUAUAUAUGAUUAGUUGAUUACAAUACCAUUUUCCAGCCCAGCACGUACAUGUGGGAGAGAAAAGCCAUACAAAUGAUACAAUACCACUACUUUCUGUUUUAUAUAGCUGAAGUUUUUCAUGUUGUAGGAUUUAGACCAGUUGCCCAAUUAUCCCAAUACCAUUUUUACACUUUUUUGAAAUUUGUGUCCAGUGUCUUAAUGGUUACUUAGCGGUAUCAUUACUAAUAGCUUAUUGGCUUUAAUAAAACGUCUUUUGUGUUAUAAG
Molecule: messenger RNA, 1364 nt
Organism: Ciona intestinalis (vase tunicate)
Lineage: Eukaryota; Metazoa; Chordata; Ascidiacea; Phlebobranchia; Cionidae
Source: RefSeq, a predicted model, not a curated record